AUGGAUGAAGUAGUGUUUUACAUAGGUCAAGGUGAUCCAGCCGAUAAACAUAGUCAAGAAUCAUAUGGGUAUAUCACAUCAAUCCAUACGUCCAAGCAAUAUGCAUCCUAUCGACAUGCAGACUCUCACACAAAUGGCACCGCCAUUACUGGUAUUGGUCCCGGAGAAAGAAUUUUCGCUGCUGCUCCUAACAAAGCAUUGAUCAAUGUAUAUUCAUGGGGAAAAGAAAGUGUUGAUCAACGCAUACCGAUACCAGAAGCAUUGACUUGUAUCACAUUGAUAAAUCAUCCAAUUGGCAGCACCAGCAAUACUGGCCAGUUAUACAAAUUGCCAAAUUAUCGGGUUCCAUGGUUAUUAGCAGGAGGAUCUAAGAGUGGGAAAUUAUAUAUUUGGGAAUUAAGUUCAGGCAAUUUAUUAUGUGUCAGAGAUGCCCAUUAUCAAGGGAUGACUACGAUCAAGGGGUCAAGCUGUGGAACAUUUUUAAUUACUGGAGGUGAGGAUGCCAGAUGUAUUGUAUGGAAUUUAGCAGAAUUAAUUAGUGUUUAUGAUAAAUCAGAUCAUCAAGUGAAACCAUAUUGGCAAAUUACCGAUAAUACAUUACCCCUCACUGAUCUUUGUUUAAAUGAUGCUCAUAACAUUAAUGAUUUAAAAUUAUAUACAACUUCAAAAGACAGUACGGUCAGGAUUUACGAUAUAGUCACAAAGAGUUUGCUAACCACAUUUAUUUUACCCAGUUCUGCAGAAUGUGUCACUAAGGAUCCAGCCAAUAGAGCCUUAUAUGUUGGGUUAAAUAAUGGUCUUGUGAGAUCGAUUCCUUUAUAUUCUAUAAACAAUCAUACAUCAGUGUUGGAAAGUAUUGGUGGUAUGAAUAAGAUAAUAACUGUUGAUACUGAUCCGAAUUUAAAGGAGACAUUUGUUGCCCAUCAACAAAAGACGAAAACUGGUGAUGAUAAACCUAUUGCUGUUACCAAAUUGUCAAUUUCGUUUGAUGGAACAAGUAUAAUAUCUGGUGAUUCCGAAGGUAGGGUGUUUGUUUCUGAUAUUGUGACGAAACAAGUUGUGAAAUCAUUUACACCUUGUAAUUCCCCAGUAGCUUAUAUUGCUGUUGAAACUGUUCCCGAUGAUUUCAUCAAUACUUCAACUACCAAUACUACUGCUACUAAAGCCGAUAAGAAACAUAGAAUGAUACCUCAAUUUAAACGAGUACUAGCAAGUACCAAUCCUGAAGAACAUCAGAUAUUCUUGGAUAUUCCUGGUAAAAUCACUGCAACCACUAACACAACCCAUGCUGUUGACUUUGCAACUUGGUUACAAGGCAAACAAUUUGAAGAAUUACAAUUCAAAAAUCUUUCUGGAAUAAACUCUAUUGUUAAACAAGUUGGCAACGGGAAUGUACCAGAUCUUGAGGAGAAAUUACAAAGAGUUUCUCAAGCAUAUACUGAAUUAAGAAACAAACAUGAAGAAUUAAUUAAAGAACAUGCCCAAUUAUUAGAUAAAUUAGAAUAG
Candida dubliniensis CD36 is the source of this 1506-nucleotide messenger RNA. Its product is annotated as putative WD-repeat protein. The record is from RefSeq and is a predicted model, not a curated record. Gene Ontology annotation, molecular function: protein binding. Gene Ontology annotation, cellular component: nuclear pre-replicative complex. Gene Ontology annotation, biological process: rRNA processing; DNA-templated DNA replication. Bases 1 to 1506 code for a protein of 501 amino acids. Lineage: Eukaryota; Fungi; Ascomycota; Pichiomycetes; Serinales; Debaryomycetaceae. The transcript has a single exon.